This is a messenger RNA of Anopheles cruzii, 2046 nucleotides long. RefSeq names its product AP-1 complex subunit sigma-2 (gene AP-1sigma). Gene Ontology annotation, cellular component: AP-1 adaptor complex; intracellular membrane-bounded organelle; membrane coat. Gene Ontology annotation, molecular function: clathrin-cargo adaptor activity. NCBI's taxonomy places the organism in Eukaryota, Metazoa, Arthropoda, Insecta, Diptera, Culicidae. The record is from RefSeq and is a predicted model, not a curated record. Gene Ontology annotation, biological process: intracellular protein transport; vesicle-mediated transport. The transcript has 6 exons. Bases 105 to 578 code for a protein of 157 amino acids.
UGACAAAUGUUUUGCUUUUGCCGUCAACGCGUUCACUAUUGGUUUUCGGUGGAAUUUGGUUCAUGUUUUAAGCAUAAAUUUCGAUCUCAAUAGUGUAGAAAAUAAUGCUGCAAUUUAUGCUACUGUUUAGCCGCCAAGGCAAAUUGCGGCUGCAGAAAUGGUACGUCGCGCACUCGGACAAGGUAAAGAAGAAGAUUACCCGGGAGCUGAUCACAACCAUCCUGUCCCGGAAGCCGAAGAUGUGCUCGUUCUUGGAAUGGAAAGACUGCACUAUCGUCUACAAAAGAUACGCCAGCCUGUACUUUUGCUGUGCGAUCGAACAAAACGAUAACGAGCUGCUAACCCUGGAGGUGAUUCACAGAUACGUGGAACUGUUGGAUAAAUACUUCGGGAGUGUUUGUGAGCUGGACAUAAUCUUCAAUUUCGAAAAGGCUUACUUCAUACUGGACGAGCUGCUCGUGGGAGGCGAGAUACAGGAAACGUCCAAAAAGAAUGUCCUCAAGGCGAUAGCUGCCCAAGACGUGUUACAAGAGGACGAAGCCGCGGACGGAGCCCUAAGAGAUAUUGGACUGCUCUGAGCACACGAUCCAGCGACGAACCUCCUCUGCCUCCCCCCGAAAUCCUAAUCCUUCUUUCCAACCAGAAUGGACCAAACACAAUAUCCCACAAUGCACCGCGUUAGGUAGACUAAUCCCGCUGAUUUGGACAGCAACCGUUGGGAGGGCCGUUAUGGCCCCCCGACAAUUGCGCCGUUGUACUAUUUCGUGAAGAAGCUGGCGAAGCUUAUUUAGUUGAUUCCUUUCCCGCCGGAGAUGGGUGUAGACUAGUGUACGUAAGGAACGUAAGUUCUACAAUAAAGUUACCGGAGAACUGUACGGUUCUCUUAUUGAUGCCAUACCGAUUCCGACCGAUUUGUUGCGCGGUCAGCUUUUUUUACAUUGUCCCGCGUAGAGCGAUUCAGCUUCCCCAUACUAACAGCCUAGUGUAAAGCUAUAGUAUCAGUGCCAAAAAGUAUUUCGCGUGCAACACGUGGAAAGACAGUCGAGCGGAAAGAAGGAUUCACCCGACUAUCGAUCUGUCCCUAGGGAGAAACGCCAUAACGCAAUCGUUUAGUAUCACGCGCUCUCUCUCUCUCUGUCUCUCUGUGUCUCUACGCAACUGUACCAUGGAUUUGGUUGGCCACUCGGUUUUAUCCCCGAUCCCCAUGAACUUUUCUUCUCAUCAACGCUCCGCUGCGCUGAUACGCGCUUUCUUCUGCUCCUUCGAGUUCUUUCUAAUCGCAACAAAUCAAAUCCAAGUCCCAAGCUAGCCCAAAACAAGCAACCGACAAGGACGAAACUCCGCAAGGAUUCUUCGAAGAUCAUGGCCUCGGAUAGGCGGCAGCCAGUGACGGCGGCACGGGACGAUGGCUUGCGGCUCAUUCCUAAUCGCUUUGGAAGGAUUUUGUUGCGAUUUUGAACCCAAGCUGUUUGAAAAGCAUCAUUUCUUUGGUUCGCUUUCGCUUCCUAAUUGUGUGCAGUAUUUGAAGCCAAUCGAAUUUAGAGUGCAUAUCAAUUUGCUAGGACGACAACAUUGGCACAGUGCCUUUUAUCUUAGGUUUUACUACUUUUUUGUUUGUUUCGGAAUUCGAUCACUAUUUAUCCUUUUCACUUACACACCAUCACUGGACAGCAGGACCGUCGGUGGAAACUGGAAAUGUGUUGCACCCCGAAUCCGACGCGCUUGUGGCUACUAGGGAAGCGUGCGUGAGAAACUCGUGUACGAAAUCCACUUUGUACUUAAUCUGUAAGAUAGUUCGCCAACAUUUCCAUCAGCCCGUACCGAUCGCCUUCCUUCGAGCAUGUUGCACUUCGGUGUCUUUACGUUUUUCUCGGAGCGAUUCGUACGGGCGUACUAUAUGGGUGUUUGAAUCACCUCAGCAUGAUCAAAGAAGCGACCUACAUCGACGUGUAGCAUUUAUUUAGUGUAAAGUAUCUUCACGAUAAAAGUGUUAGCUCGUAUUCCUGAUAAACUUAUUGAAAACUAACAAACGAAAUGAUUUCUAAU